Vicia faba (fava bean) is the source of this 1272-nucleotide messenger RNA. Lineage: Eukaryota; Viridiplantae; Streptophyta; Magnoliopsida; Fabales; Fabaceae. The record is from the annotation of a GenBank genome assembly.
AUGGCAAUGCUUUCUCUAAAAAUCCCCAAUAAGCUAGUCUCACCCUCUUCCAUUCCCACUCCACUCUCUUGUUCACAUUCUUCAUUCACUCUCAGAAACUGUGUUUCGGUGAGCCCUAGAUUAAGAACCAGUAACACCGAACCCCAGCGACGUCGUUUUAGACCUGUUACAUGCUCAUUUUCAUGUGUUGAUAAUGCUAAGAUUAAGGUUGUCGGUGUUGGUGGCGGUGGUAAUAAUGCCGUUAACCGCAUGAUUGGUUGCGGGUUACAGGGUGUGGACUUUUAUGCUAUAAACACUGAUGCUCAAGCACUGUUGCAUUCUGCGGCUGAGAAUCCUAUCCAAAUUGGACAACUCUUGACCCGUGGGUUAGGUACUGGCGGUAAUCCACUUUUCGGGGAACAGGCUGCUGAGGAAUCGAAAGAAACUAUUUUUAAUGCUCUUCAAGGAUCAGAUUUAGUAUUUGUAACUGCCGGUAUGGGUGGUGGUACAGGGUCUGGUGCUGCCCCUGUUGUGGCCCAGAUAGCAAAAGAGGCUGGCUACUUAACCGUAGGUGUUGUUACCUAUCCUUUCAGUUUUGAAGGACGCAAAAGAUCCUUGCAGGCACUAGAAGCCAUCGAAAAGCUGCAGAAAAAUGUGGAUACACUUAUAGUGAUUCCAAACGACCGUCUUCUUGACUUAGCUGAUGAGCAGACGCCUCUUCAGGAUGCUUUCCAGCUUGCUGAUGAUGUUCUACGACAGGGAGUACAGGGAAUAUCAGACAUCAUAACAAUACCCGGUCUUGUAAAUGUGGAUUUCGCUGAUGUAAAAGCUGUGAUGAAAGACUCUGGAACUGCAAUGCUUGGAGUAGGUGUUUCCUCUGGCAAAAACCGUGCAGAAGAAGCUGCAGAACAGGCUACUUUGGCACCUUUAAUUGGAUCAUCUAUUCAAUCAGCUACCGGAAUAGUGUAUAAUAUUACUGGAGGAAAAGACAUAACUCUGCAGGAAGUGAAUAGAGUGUCUCAGGUUGUGACAAGUUUAGCUGAUCCUUCUGCCAAUAUAAUAUUUGGAGCUGUUGUUGACGAUCGUUACAAUGGCGAGAUUCAUGUGACCAUCAUUGCAACGGGCUUCUCACAAUCCUUCCAAAAGAUACUACUAACAGAUCCAAGGGCUGCCAAGCUUCUUGACAGAUUACCAGUGGGAAAAGAAAGCAACCAAACGUCCCCUCCACUCAAAGGCUCAGAGUUUUCCUCAACAGUUGCAUCUAAAGCAUCCCCGAGAAAGCUCUUCUUUUAG